Messenger RNA from Chiloscyllium plagiosum (whitespotted bambooshark), 3492 nucleotides. It is a transcript of the gene oga, whose product is annotated as O-GlcNAcase. The record is from RefSeq and is a predicted model, not a curated record. Gene Ontology annotation, molecular function: beta-N-acetylglucosaminidase activity. NCBI's taxonomy places the organism in Eukaryota, Metazoa, Chordata, Chondrichthyes, Orectolobiformes, Hemiscylliidae. Gene Ontology annotation, biological process: glycoprotein metabolic process.
CAGACAUGGACGACUGGAUGAAAGCAACAGGAAUGUAUUAAUCUCUAAUCACUUUGGGGAAAGAAUCAAUUUUCUAUCACGACUUCGAGGCGCUAGCGAUGACGCACAUGCGCAGUCUGAUCAUUCAACCCUCACCGGAGACAAUGAGCCACAGUAAAACAUUAAGAUAAACAACAACCCUGGAGGUUUUCGGGGUGAACGUAGCAGGAACGUUAAAAGGCGAAGCUCCGACUGAAAAAAUAUAGUAGUUUUUGUGUUGAGGCGGGGCAGUUGACGGUACUGCGCAUGCGGAGGACGGGGUAGUCCCAGCGUGCUUUGCGGGACAACAAGGGGCGGAAGGCAAAGAGUUGCGAGCGUCUGAAGAGAAAAAAAUUAAUAUCGAUAAUAGAACGGGAUAAUAUUACUUCAUAUAUAAGCAUAUUUCGAAGUUUAUUUUUAUUUUUAAAGUUACACUGUUGUUUGCGUGGGCAGGCGCAGUGUAGGGAAUUGCCUGAGUUUGAUGCGCGGAUCCGCUCAUCCCGAGCUGUCGAUGGUGCAGAAAGAGAAGGUGGCCGUAGGGCCGGAGGAGGGCGACACCGAUUCUGUACCCCCCACCGACUCCAGCCCAGCUCCCGCAUCGGCACCCGGGCCUCCAGACUCCGAGACCAGCCACUCCAGCCCGGCUGGCGAUGCAGUGGCCGCCUCUACCGAGCCGGCUCCCCAAGAGCCGGUCACGGCCAAUGGCGGGCUUGAUAACCGCCCUCUGCCCCAACGGCCUGAUCCUGUCGGUGGUGAGAAGAAGAAAUUCCUCUGCGGCGUCGUGGAAGGAUUUUAUGGCCGUCCUUGGAGCAUGGAACAGAGGAAGGAACUGUUCCGAAGAAUGCGCAAGUGGGGCUUGAACACCUAUCUGUAUGCACCAAAGGAUGAUUACAAGCACAGGAUGUUCUGGCGGGAAAUGUACUCUGUUGAAGAAGCAGAACAAUUGAUGCAGUUAAUAUCUGCUGCAAAAGAACAUGAUAUUGAGUUUGUCUAUGCCAUAUCACCUGGUCUUGAUAUCACAUUCUCAAAUCAGAAAGAAGUUGCUACCCUGAAGCGUAAAUUGGAUCAGGUGUCACAGUUUGGAUGCAAGUCUUACGCACUGCUCUUUGAUGACAUUGACCACAAUAUGUGCCCAGCAGACAAAGAGGUGUUCAGCUCAUUUGCACAUGCACAGCUGUCUGUUACUAAUGAGAUCUAUCAGUACUUGGGGGAGCCAGAGCAUUUUUUGUUCUGUCCUACAGAGUACUGUGGAACCUUUUGCUACCCUAACGUUGCACACUCUCCAUACCUUCGGACAGUUGGAGAUAAACUACUUCCUGGCAUCGAUGUAUUGUGGACUGGUCCAAAGGUGGUCUCCAAAGACAUCUCUGUGGAAUCCAUUGAAGAAGUCACCAAAAUACUGAAGAGGUCCCCUCUUAUCUGGGACAAUCUGCAUGCUAAUGAUUAUGAUCAGAAGCGCCUCUUCCUUGGACCUUACAAAGGGCGGUCAACUGAAUUAAUUCCGCGGCUGAAAGGAGUACUGACGAACCCUAACUGUGAAUUUGAAGGGAAUUUUGUUGCCAUUCACACACUGGCUACAUGGUACAAAUCCAACAUGAAUGGUGUGAGAAAAGAUGUUGUAAUGACUGACACAGAAGAGAGUACGGUGUCCAUCCAGAUCAAACUUGAAAAUGAAGGUAGUGAUGAGGAGAUAGAAAUGGAUGUCUUGUACAGUCCUCAGAUGGCUUUGAAGAUGGCUAUAUCAGAAUGGCUGCAGGAAUUUGGAGUGCCACAUCAGUACAACUGUCGAACAGUCCCUCACAGUGGUGCAAAGACAAAUGCAAUUGACGUAGGGACUCUUGACACACCCUGCCUGAAUUCCUCCACAACAGUGACGACAGUCUACCAACAGCCUAUCAUGAGUCAGGGAAGCCCACUGAGUGGUGAGCAAGCUCCGGUAGUGAAGGAAGAAGAGGAGAAAAAACAGCAGUCUGAUGAAGAACCAAUGGAGAUGGUAGUUGAAAAGCCUGAUGAGCAAGAAGCCAAAAAUGUUAAUCAAAUCCUUACAGAUAUUGUCAAGGCCAAAAUGUCCGAGGAUCUCAAGCCCAUGGAUAUGGACAAAGAUAGUAUUGCUGAAUCUAAGUCUCCUGAGAUCUCCAUGCAGGAAGACUCUGGCAGUGAUAUUGCACCCAUGCAAACAGAUGAGCAGAUGAACAAGGAGCAGUAUGUCCCAGGUCCCAAUGAGAAGCCACUGUACACUGCUGAAGCUGUGACUCUGGAAGAUCUAAAUCUCUUGGCUGAAAUGUUCUAUCUGCCUUAUGAACAUGGACCCAAAGCUGUUCAGAUGCUAAGGGAAUUUCAGUGGCUUCGGGCUAACAGUAGUGUUGUUAGUGUGAACUGUAAAGGGAAAGAUGCUGAAAAGAUUGAGAAGUGGCAUUUCAGAGCUACGAAAUUUGAAGAAAUGUGCUGUGGUGUAAUGCAGAUGUUUACUCGUCUUGCCAACUGUGAAAACCGAUCCAUUCUGUAUGAUCUAUACCCAUAUGUCUGGGAUAUAAAGGGUGUGGUAUCUAUGGUGAAAUCGUUUGUCCAGUGGUUAGAUGGAAGAAUCCUCAGCACAAGUUACUACAGCUGUGGGAUCGACAACGCCAGAUGGUGUCGUAGUCAAUCUUCAGCACAGUUCUUGAGUGGCGACCAAGAACCCUGGGCCUUUAGAGGUGGUCUAGCAGGAGAGUUUCAGCGUUUGUUACCAAUUGAGGGGGCAAAUGACCUCUUCUACCAGCCACCACCAGCCAUGCCUACCUCAAAAGUGUACACAAUUAGGCCAUACUUUCCAAAAGAUGAGGCUUCUGUGUACAAGAUCUGUAAGGAGAUGUAUGAUGAUGAAAUGGAUGGUGACUCAAUGUCUUAUCAGCCAGAUAUUGUAGGGGACAGUUUGGUGGGAGGCCUUCUGACAUUGAGCCCGGAUUAUUGCUUCGUUUUAGAGGAUGAGGGCAGUAUAUGUGGUUAUGCCCUUGGAACUGUGGAUGUGAAACCAUUUUGUAAAAAAUGCAAAGUCUCCUGGAUACCCGCUAUGCGGGAGAAAUAUGUUAAACCAGAAGCCAGUCAGAAUCUUUCCGAAGAACAGAAAAUGAUGCUGAGCUUCCAUGAAGAGCAGCAAGGUCUACCGGAAAGCUUCCUUGCCACUUUCCCCUCAUUAAUUAAAGUGGAUGUGCACUCGAAAGUGACAGAUCCGAGUGUUGCUAAGAGUAUGAUGGGUUGCUUGCUUUCAUCAUUGAAAGCUAAUGGGUCCCGAGGAGCAUUCUGUGAAGUAAAACCCUCUGAUCGACGAGGUCUGGAAUUCUACAGAAAGCUGGGCUUCUUAGAGUUGGCCAAAAUGGAAGGAUUCCCAAAAGAGAUGUUAGUUCUUGGAAGGAACUUGUAACAGAACCCUGUGCAACGUAGUGUAAUUAAAGGAUGUGUAUAAUUAAAUGUAUCUAAAUUUAGCCUUAAGCUGAA